AUGGAAGCCCCAAAUUUUGGUCCUACAAUUCCAACCCUUCCAAUCACCAGUCAAAGUAAGACAAGUGUCUCGUCAGUUGUUUCAAAAAGCACUACAGAAGAUAAUGAGACUGAUUGUGAGACAGACGUUCCAACCAUCAUUCCAAGUGGGUCAGUUCUUCCAACAACGUCUGUUCUUCCAACUAUUAUUCCAACUGGGUCAGGAUCUAUUACUGUUCUCCCAACAAAGUCAACCACUUCUGAUGACGACGAUGACGAGACUGAUUGUGAAACUGAAAUUCCUACUAUCCAUCCAACUGUGUCAACCACUAGAACAUUUACUUCCGAUGGGGUGCCAACAACUCAAACACUCACCACAAAAUUACCUCCAACCACUAAUCAACAUACUGAAACGGAAGUUGUUUCUAUCACAUAUACUGGUGGUGGUCAGACAUUUACCACUUAUCUCACACAAUCUGGUGAAAUCUGUGAUGAAACUGUUACGUUGACAAUCACAACCACAUGUCCACUGACAACUGUUGCUCCAGGUGGACAGCUAUAUACCACGACUGUGACUGUUAUUACCACACACACUGUCUAUCCAGAUGACUGGGAAGAUGAUGGCUAUGAAGGGGAAGACAAUGCCGGUGGUUCUGCCAGUGGCUCCUCUGAUGAUGGUGAAUGGGAAUGGUAUGAAGAAGAUGAUGGCGAAUGUGUGCCAACAGGUGGAUCAAGUUCUGGAUCUGGCACAGGCUCUUGGUGGGGUUCUGGUGCUGGAUCAAGUGGUGGUACUACUUCUGGAUCCAGUUCUGGUGUUAGUUCAGGUGAUUCCGGUUCUUCUUCAGUUACUGGUGGAUCGUCUGGAAGCUGGUGGGGUGGAUCUGGUAACGAUUAUGUUUGCCCUGGUGAAGAUGGCUACGAUGAUGAAGAUGAUCAAACUCCUGAACCAGAGUGUGACGAUGAGGAUGAUAGCUGGGAUGAUGAUGAAGAGUGUGAUACACAAGCUGCUAAGGAAGUUGUCAACUCGGUUACUGUUGCUGCUGAAAGUGUUUAUCCAUCUACCACUGCUGCCAGUUUGACCACAUCAUGGAUAUCGACACAAACUGCCCAAUCAGUGACACAAAUUGAGAAUAUUGGUGGUAAGGUUUCUGCCAGUGGACUUUUUGUUGUUCUUGGGUUGUUGUUGAUAUAA
Candida albicans SC5314 is the source of this 1170-nucleotide messenger RNA. RefSeq lists its product as uncharacterized. Bases 1 to 1170 code for a protein of 389 amino acids. The transcript has a single exon. The record is from RefSeq and is a predicted model, not a curated record. NCBI's taxonomy places the organism in Eukaryota, Fungi, Ascomycota, Pichiomycetes, Serinales, Debaryomycetaceae.